GGACGUAUCACAACACAAGUUGAAACACAAAGAAGAAAAAAUGGGUUCCUCUUUGUGGACUUGUCUGAUUUUGUUAUCACUUGCUUCUGCUUCCUUCGCCGCCAACCCAAGAACACCAAUUGAUGUGCCAUUUGGCAGAAACUAUGUGCCUACUUGGGCCUUUGAUCACAUCAAAUACCUCAAUGGUGGUUCUGAGAUUCAGCUUCAUCUUGAUAAGUACACUGGUACUGGCUUCCAAUCCAAAGGAUCCUACCUGUUUGGUCACUUCAGCAUGUACAUAAAAUUGGUUCCUGGUGAUUCAGCUGGCACAGUCACUGCUUUCUAUUUAUCAUCCACAAACUCAGAACAUGAUGAAAUAGACUUUGAGUUCUUGGGAAACAGAACCGGGCAACCUUACAUUUUGCAAACUAAUGUGUUCACUGGUGGCAAGGGUGACAGAGAACAAAGAAUCUACCUUUGGUUUGACCCUACAAGAGAAUACCACAGAUACUCAGUGCUAUGGAACAUGUACCAGAUUGUUUUCUAUGUGGAUGACUACCCAAUAAGGGUAUUCAAGAACAGCAAUGACUUGGGAGUGAAGUUCCCAUUUAACCAACCAAUGAAGAUAUACAACAGUUUGUGGAAUGCUGAUGACUGGGCCACAAGGGGUGGUUUGGAGAAAACAGAUUGGUCCAAAGCCCCCUUCGUAGCCUCCUACAAGGGCUUCCACAUUGAUGGUUGUGAGGCCUCAGUGAAUGCCAAGUUCUGUGACACACAAGGCAAGAGGUGGUGGGAUCAACCAGAGUUCCGUGACCUUGAUGCUGCUCAGUGGCAAAAACUCACCUGGGUUCGCCAGAAAUACACCAUCUACAACUACUGCUCCGACCGCAAACGCUACCCUCAAGUCUCUCCAGAGUGCGCCAGAGACCGAGACAUUUAAUUUGGCUCAUCAAGAUAUUGGUGGUGUCAAUUAUCCACUGACUUUGCUCAUGAGUAAUCUUUCUGUCCCCAUACAUAUAAUUUAAUAUAAGCUUCCAUAUCCUAUUUUUAUUACCACUACCAUAAAGUUCCCAUCUACUUGAUUUCAUGAAGGCCACACCUAAGUGCUGAUACAAAAUUCAAUUUGGGUUUAUUGCUUGUAUUGCUGAUAAUUUAUAUCAUCAUUUAUUGCUGCUGCUAAUGCUAUGGUAUGUAUACCUGUUUGAGCUAUGUAACAAAAGAAAUGGCAAUGUGCCUUAAUUUGUAUCUGUAAUUCAAUCAAAAUAUACCACUGUUACUAGCAAGUAUAUGUGUUAUGUUAUUAUUGUUA
Messenger RNA from Glycine soja, 1288 nucleotides. Its product is annotated as xyloglucan endotransglucosylase/hydrolase protein A. NCBI's taxonomy places the organism in Eukaryota, Viridiplantae, Streptophyta, Magnoliopsida, Fabales, Fabaceae. Gene Ontology annotation, biological process: cell wall biogenesis; xyloglucan metabolic process. The transcript has 4 exons. Bases 41 to 919 code for a protein of 292 amino acids. Gene Ontology annotation, molecular function: hydrolase activity, hydrolyzing O-glycosyl compounds; xyloglucan:xyloglucosyl transferase activity. Gene Ontology annotation, cellular component: apoplast; cell wall. The record is from RefSeq and is a predicted model, not a curated record.